Malaya genurostris is the source of this 831-nucleotide messenger RNA. Its product is annotated as collagenase-like. Lineage: Eukaryota; Metazoa; Arthropoda; Insecta; Diptera; Culicidae. The transcript has a single exon. Gene Ontology annotation, molecular function: serine-type endopeptidase activity. The record is from RefSeq and is a predicted model, not a curated record. The coding region runs from base 1 to 807 and encodes 268 amino acids. Gene Ontology annotation, biological process: proteolysis.
AUGUUGAAUGGUGCGGUUACCGGAAAAGCACCAACCAUAAAUUCAUUGGUGGUAUCACUACUGAUAGGGCUAGUUAUCCAAACAAAAGCGGAAGAAUCUCGAAUCAUAAAUGGAAAAGACGCUGAACUCGGCCAAUUUCCUUACCAAGCCAAAUUAAUAAUACAAACGGAUCAAGGUCGUGCCCUGUGUGGUGGAAGUCUGCUUAGUGACUCAUGGGUUUUGACUGCAGGACAUUGUGUGGAAAAUGCUCGAUCAAUUGAGGUUACGCUUGGUGCGGUGGAUUUAAAUGAUCAAGGAAACGAUGGACGAACUGUUCUCAACUCCACGGAAUAUGUUCGUCAUCCGGAUUAUAACCCGAACACAGCUUCCAAUGAUGUCGCCGUAGUUAGACUUCCAGAAAGUGUGGCUUUCAGUGAUCGGAUUCAACCGGUAAAGCUUCCGACCGGUCACGAUGACUACAACCGGCGGUUGACCUUGGUCAGUGGAUGGGGUAAAACGAGGGAUUAUGGUGGAGCCGCUCAAAAAUUACAAUACACUACCCUGACCGUUAUUCGUAACAGCGAGUGCUCACUAUUCUACGGACCCGGUACGAUACAGCCAACAACACUCUGCUGUCGUGGUGAAAAUCGACAGUCAACAUGCAACGGAGAUUCCGGAGGACCGCUGGUUUUGGAGAGCGAUAAAACACAAAUCGGUGUGGUUAGUUUUGGAAAUGUUAUUGGCUGCGAACGGAUGAUACCGGUUGGUUUCGCCAGGCUGACCGAGUUCACGGAUUUUAUCAGAAAUACAACCGGUGUUACGGAAUAAUGUUCACAUUGCCCAUUACGAAAA